This is a messenger RNA of Seminavis robusta, 891 nucleotides long. NCBI's taxonomy places the organism in Eukaryota, Bacillariophyta, Bacillariophyceae, Naviculales, Naviculaceae. The record is from the annotation of a GenBank genome assembly.
AUGAUUGAUCAACACAUCCCCAUGACUGUCAUCAACAAGAUGGGUCAAACUGGUAAGGCCUGUGCCACUGCUGACAACGGCAUGAAAUCAUUGGAUCCCAAGUUUGUGCCCGGCCCAUAUGACUGCAUCUGUGCUCGAGGCAAGACAGUCAAGAAGCACCCUGGCAAUCUCCGCUUCCUCAAGAUCGUUGAUGAAUACCUCCAAAAGUACUCUACUGCCGGAAGCAAAUUCGAAAAGUCUCUGAUUGUCUCUGAGAUUAUUGAGUCGGUCCGUAAAGACAACCCAAAUGGCGGCGGUUUUGUCAAGCAGGUCAAGGGACAAUGGUACGAAGCCGGUGACUACUUGGCCCGAGAGAAGGUGGGACAGCGCCUCAGGGACCUGCUUAGUGCCAAGUACAAGUCCAGCUCCAAAGCCAAGAAACGCCGUCGCCAAGAAGAAGAAGCAGACCUGGCCAACCACGUGGAUACCAUGGUGGUCCAAGCCAACGGCACGGCCCUGAUGGCUCGGAUCCGACAGCUCACGGCGGAAGGAAGCAUAUUCAAGUCGGAUGCUGAAAUCCAGGAGAUCUUCAACAAAGCCAACGUCGAGUUACUCCAGAACCUCAAAAAGAUCCAGAUCCAGCAAGAUACCAGGUCAAUCUCCCCAAUUCCUUUUACGCCUGCUCCUGCUCCUCCUAUUGCGGCCGACAGCAAGAAGCGCAAGAGCCGCGAGGAGGAGGAACCCUCCCCGGAACAAGACACUGGAUGCGACGAUACCGUUAGUGCCCGCCGUAGCUUCUUCGCCACCUGCAGCCGUGCCCCCAAGAGACGAUCCACAUCUUCCAGUGUCAGCGGAGCAUCAUCUUCCUGCUGCCUCAGCGAUGACGAGCCAGAUUUCUUUGCUGUUUUCUAA